Molecule: messenger RNA, 4383 nt
Organism: Manihot esculenta (cassava)
Lineage: Eukaryota; Viridiplantae; Streptophyta; Magnoliopsida; Malpighiales; Euphorbiaceae
Exons: 27
Coding region: 192-4067 (1291 amino acids)
Cellular component (GO): mitochondrial outer membrane
Molecular function (GO): ATP hydrolysis activity; protein binding; ATP binding
Source: RefSeq, a predicted model, not a curated record
UCAUUUCAUACGAAUUUCACCCAACCAGUCCACAGGCAGUUGGCACCUCUCACCGGUUAUCGCCUUUAUAAUAAGCUUUGCAUGCUUUGCUUCUGCCCCUCUCCGAUUCUCUCUCUUUGUUAUUUUUAUUACAGAUCAUCUGAUUAAUAUCAUUAUUAUUAGUAUAUUCAUAAAAAACAAAUCCAUGAUGGAUGCUCAGUGAUUUCUCUCAAUCAUUUGCCCUCUUCUUCGUCUCAAGAACCAAACAGCCCCGCGGCUCUUCCAUUGUUGUUGUUGUUGUUGGAUCGAAGGGAAACAACAUGGUUGAAACCAGACGCAGCUCCACUUAUGGCAAGCGCUCCCUCCCCGCUCCCGUUCCUCCAUCCUCCAAAAGAUCCAAGGCGGCUGUGGCUGAGGCUUCAUCCUCAAUAAAUGGUCAAACGGUGGCGCUGCCGGUUGAAACCCUAAUUCCGUCGAAGAAAUCCGUGUCCGCACCUCGAGACCUACAGCUGCAAUCCUCUGAUCUGCAGGCAACAGUCGAUUCUGAGUCCACCCCUGCUGGUGCGGAGAAAUCUCCUGAUGUCGAAGGCGAGGGCUUGAUGCCCACGCAGUCCCUAGGCGAAACUACCCUGAAUGAUGAGAUAUCCAAGACUGCUGGCGCGGUGCUGAAUGGGGGGAAGAAGCGGCAAUCAAAAUCCGCGCCAACAAAACCCCCGAAACCGAGUGACAAACUUGCAUGGGGCAAGCUCCUUUCCCAGUGCUCCCAGUACCCUCACAGGGAAGUGCGUGGCACUCCUUUCACCAUUGGUCAAAACCGUACUUGCGAUUUAGUGCUCAAUGAUCCAUCCAUCAGUGGUACUUUGUGUAAAUUAAAACAGUUAGAGAAUGGAGGUACAUCAGCUGCCUUGUUGGAAGUCACAGGAGGUAAAGGAGCAGUCCAUGUUAAUGGUAAACUUCUACAAAAACCAGGUGUGAUAAUGAUUAAAGGAGGCGAUGAAGUAGUAUUUGGUUCUUCUGCAAAACAUGCCUACAUUUUUCAGCAGGUCAAUAAUGAUAUCUCAAGUGCUACAGGAAUACCUUCAGUAAAUAUCUUAGAAGCCCGAGGAACUCCACUAAAAGGGAUUCAGAUUGAGACAAGAUCUGGUGAUCCCUCAGCUUUUGCGGGAGCAUCAAUACUGGCUUCUUUAUCUGAUUUUCAAAAAGAUUUAUCUCUUCUGUCGCCUCCUCCCAAAGCCGGUGAGGAUUUGCAGCAAAAUAGUGAGAUUUCCUCAGUGCCUUCUGUUUGUGGCACACCUGAGAAUUGCAUUUCAGAAGUUAACGUGAAGAAUAGCACAAGUAAUAAUGAGAUGGAUAGUUAUUCUUUGAGGGAGAAAACUAUUGUUCCAUCCUCUAAUUCGGCCAGUCAAAACCCAAAUAUUGAAAAUCUUAGACUGGAUGCUACUGUUGAUGCAGGAAACAGAAAGAUUGCUGGGUCAUCCCAUGAAUUAAGGCCACUCUACCGUAUACUUGCAGGUUCUUCUGAAUUUGAUUUAAGUGGUAGCAUUUCCAAAAUACUUGAUGAGCAAAGGGAAAUAAGAGAACUCCUCAAUGUUCUAGAUCCUCCGACAAUUCUGAUGUCAACCAGAAGGCAAUCAUAUAAAGAUAGUUUACAAGAGGGAAUUCGAAAUUCUGAAGACAUUGAUGUUUCAUUUGACAGUUUCCCAUAUUAUCUAAGUGAUACAACAAAGAAAGUUUUGAUAGGUGCUUCAUUCAUUCAUUUGAAGUGCGACAAGAAACUUCCAAAGUUUUCCUGUGAUCUUUCUACUGUGUCCCCACGUAUAUUGUUAUCUGGCCCUGCAGGAUCAGAAAUAUAUCAAGAGACACUAGUAAAGGCACUUGCCAAAGAUCUUGGUGCUGGACUGCUAGUCAUUGAUUCGCUUCUGUUGCCCGGUGGACCAACACCCAAAGAAGCUGACUCUGUGAAAGAAAGUACAAAGCCAGAAAGAGCAUCUGUUUUUGCUAAACGAGCUGUUCAGGCAGCAUUUCAUCACAAGAAACCAAUAUCUAGCGUAGAGGCUGAUAUUACUGGUGGCUCCACAAUAAGCUCUCAGGGUUUGCCGAAGCAGGAAACUUCUACUGCAUCAUCCAAAAACUAUACAUUUAAAGCAGGUGAUAGAGUAAAGUUUGUGGGGUUACCUUCUCUGCACAAUCCUCCAAGGGGACCGGCAGUUGGCUUUCGGGGCAAGGUAGUCCUUGCGUUUGAAGAAAAUGGAUCCUCAAAGAUUGGGGUUAGAUUUGAUAGAUCUAUUCUGGAAGGCAAUGACCUCGGUGGUCUCUGUGAAGAAGACCAUGGUUUCUUCUGUGCUGCUAAUUCACUUCGCUUGGAUGGUCCUGGAGGUGAAGAUGUUGAUAGGCUUGCUAUUAAUGAAAUCUUUGAGGUUGCCCAAAAUGCCAGUAAACAUGGUCCCUUAAUAUUGUUUGUGAAAGACAUAGAAAAGUCUAUGGUGGGGAAUCAAGAUGCAUACACUGCCUUGAGGAGUAAGCUUGAAAAUAUGCCUAACGGAGUUGUUGUAAUUGGUUCACAUGUUCAGAUGGAUAGUCGUAAGGAGAAGUCUCAACCUGGUGGCCUUUUAUUUACAAAGUUUGGAAGCAACCAUACUGCUUUACUUGAUCUUGCAUUUCCGGAUAACUUCGGUCGACUACAUGAUAGAAGCAAGGAAACUCCUAAAACUAUGAAGCAGCUUGGACGGCUGCUCCCAAACAAAGUGACAAUACAGCUACCUCAGGAUGAAGCUUUACUUUUGGACUGGAAGCAGCAGUUGGAGCGUGAUAUUGAAACUCUGAAAGCACAGGCCAACAUUGUUAGCAUUCGAUCGGUACUCAGUAAAGUUCAUUUGUGUUGCCCUGAACUUGAGACUCUUUCUAUUAAGGAUCAAGCCCUUACAACUGAAAGUGUAGAGAAAGUAGUUGGUUGGGCCUUAAGUCACCAUUUCAUGCAUUCUUCUGAAGCUUCUUUCAAAGAAGCUAAACUUGUGAUAUCCACUGAGAGCAUUAAGUAUGGGUUAAGCAUUCUGCAGGGUAUUCAAAGUGAAAGCAAGAGCUUGAAGAAAUCACUGAAGGAUGUGGUCACUGAGAAUGAAUUUGAGAAGAAACUUCUGGCGGAUGUUAUUCCUCCUAGCGACAUCGGAGUGACCUUUGAUGACAUUGGAGCAUUAGAAAAUGUGAAGGAUACCUUGAAGGAACUGGUGAUGCUUCCUCUUCAGAGGCCUGAAUUAUUUGGCAAAGGACAGCUGACUAAGCCUUGUAAAGGAAUAUUACUUUUUGGACCUCCCGGUACUGGCAAAACAAUGCUUGCUAAGGCCGUUGCAACUGAGGCUGGUGCAAACUUCAUAAAUAUUUCUAUGUCAAGCAUUACAUCGAAGUGGUUUGGGGAAGGAGAGAAGUAUGUCAAAGCAGUGUUCUCCUUGGCAAGUAAAAUCGCUCCUAGUAUUGUUUUUGUUGAUGAGGUGGAUAGUAUGCUGGGAAGACGAGAAAAUCCUGGAGAACACGAGGCCAUGCGCAAAAUGAAGAAUGAGUUUAUGGUGAACUGGGAUGGUCUACGUACAAAGGAUAAAGAAAGGGUAUUAGUGCUUGCUGCCACAAACAGGCCUUUUGACCUUGAUGAGGCUGUUAUUAGGAGGCUUCCCCGGAGAUUAAUGGUCAAUUUGCCAGAUGCACCUAACAGAGAGAAAAUUUUGAGGGUUGUCUUGGCCAAAGAGGAAUUGGCACCUGAUGUCGAUUUGGAAGCAGUUGCAAAUAUAACAGAUGGUUACUCUGGAAGUGAUCUAAAGAAUCUUUGUGUUACGGCAGCUCACUGUCCCAUACGAGAAUUAUUGGAAAAAGAAAAAAAGGAGAGAAUUUUGGCUUUGGCUGAGAACAGAACUUUACCUCCAUUGUAUAGCAGUUCUGAUGUCCGUCCUCUUAAAUUGGAGGAUUUUAAAUAUGCACAUGAGCAGGUUUGUGCAAGCGUAUCAUCCGAGUCUACAAAUAUGAAUGAGCUCCUCCAGUGGAAUGAUCUAUAUGGAGAAGGUGGAUCAAGAAAGAAGAAAGCACUCAGUUAUUUCAUGUAAGAGAGACUUGGUUUUUUGUUGUAUAGCAUUUCAUGCUUUGUAGUUUAUUCUUCAUCACCUCAAUAGGUGGGCUAGCUUAGAGGCUGUUAUUUAUAGGAUUCUAAUGCAGGUCCUAUACCCCAUUGUAUAAUAUAUAGGUUGUUGUUCGUUGUAGAAAUUUUACAAUACAAAUUGUGUUACAAUUUGCCCAUCCCUCCCAUGUUAACCUCCUCUUUUUCAGUUUCUUCCCUUUCUAAAAUGAUUUUAUCUCCUUUAUUUCUAGUUGCCAGUUUGUACAAUGCUAAUUUUGAUUAAUCGAAUAAACAUUAUUACCCAA